Pochonia chlamydosporia 170 is the source of this 225-nucleotide messenger RNA. RefSeq lists its product as hypothetical. The transcript has a single exon. NCBI's taxonomy places the organism in Eukaryota, Fungi, Ascomycota, Sordariomycetes, Hypocreales, Clavicipitaceae. Bases 1 to 225 code for a protein of 74 amino acids. The record is from RefSeq and is a predicted model, not a curated record.
AUGAAGGGGACCAAAGGACGGAAAUUGCUGAUACGGCUAACCACGCCGCAGACAUCCGAAGCGCAGCCUGCUCACGCAGUCGUCCGUCAUGUUCGCUCCCGGGCUCCAGUCUCGGGAAGCUUAUUGCCAGCAUUGAUGCCAGGCGCACGCGCACAUCUCGGAUUGUUGGAGGCGGAUGGUGUAGGCAGAUGGUGGGGCAAUAUACUAGGGAGGGGAGCAUACUGA